Molecule: messenger RNA, 2377 nt
Organism: Orbicella faveolata
Lineage: Eukaryota; Metazoa; Cnidaria; Anthozoa; Scleractinia; Merulinidae
Product: beta-centractin
Source: RefSeq, a predicted model, not a curated record
AAAGGCCUGUCCGCCAUUUUCCAUUUUGAACGCAAGUUCAUGAUUUUGUCCAGUCUAAUGGUGUAAAUAAUCCUUCGAUCAAAAACUAUGGAUCAGUUUGACGUGAUAGCAAAUCAACCAAUAGUUAUAGAUAACGGAUCAGGAGUCAUCAAGGCCGGAUUUGCCGGAGAUCAGAUUCCCAAGUACCAUUUUCCAAACUAUGUCGGUCGCCCUAAACAUAUCCGGGUCAUGGCUGGGGCCUUGGAAGGGGAUAUUUUUAUUGGACCUAAAGCUGAAGAACAUAGAGGACUCCUAAAUAUUAAAUAUCCUAUGGAACAUGGUGUUGUAAGAGACUGGAAUGACAUGGAAAGAAUAUGGCAGUAUAUUUAUUCAAAGGAUCAGCUACAGACAUUUUCAGAAGAGCAUCCUGUGUUACUGACAGAAGCUCCCCUUAAUCCACGGCGAAACAGAGAAAAAUCUGCAGAGAUAUUCUUUGAGACAUUUAAUGUUCCAGCCUUGUUCAUAUCCAUGCAAGCAGUGCUUAGUUUAUAUGCAUCUGGUCGAACUACAGGUGUGGUUUUAGAUUCUGGCGAUGGAGUGUCUCACUCAGUCCCAAUCUAUGAAGGCUUUGCUAUGCCACACUCUAUUAUGAGGACAGAUAUUGCUGGCAGAGAUGUAACAGCAUAUCUAAGAUUGCUUUUAAGAAAAGAAGGCUUCAAUUUCCAUUCUUCAUCAGAGCUGGAAAUAGUGAGAACUAUUAAAGAGCGCACCUGCUAUCUGGCAGUAAACCCACAAAAAGAGGAGUCACUAGAAGGAGAAAGAAUGCAGUAUGUACUACCUGAUGGAAGUAUGCUGGAGGUUGGACCAGCACGUUUCAGAGCACCAGAACUUCUGUUUAGACCUGACCUUGUUGGUGAGGAAUGUGAAGGAAUUCACGAGGUUCUGGCAUUUGCUAUUCAAAAAUCAGACAUGGAUCUUAGACGAAUUCUUUACUCAAACAUUGUGCUCUCUGGUGGCUCUACUUUAUUCAAAGGAUUUGGAGAUCGGUUACUGGGUGAAGUAAAGAAAAUAGCACCAAAAGACAUCAAAAUUAGAAUUUCUGCUCCUCCAGAGAGACUUUACUCAACAUGGUUUGGGGGCUCUAUUUUAGCAUCUCUAGACACAUUCAAGAAGAUGUGGGUUUCCAAAAAAGAAUAUGACGAUGAGGGAUCAAGAGCCAUUCAUCGGAAGACCUUCUAACUUAUCAUAGACUGUUCUCAAUUGUUUAAAUUAUAUAGAUCAGCUAGAUAAAGUCAAACAUCUUGUUAUUGUACAUAUGGGCUCUCAUGUCGUAGUAAGACUUGAAAUAUCAUUAUGACCGUCAAGCCAAUUGUUGGCGUUAACAAAUUGACCUUGCUAUCCCCAUGCAGCAUUGAAAAGAACUGUAAAUCCUCUUUACUUUUUUAACAUAUUCAGUCAAACAGGUCCUGAGAUGGGCAGGUUGGUCAAUCUCAGGACUUUGGCUUUUAAAAGUUAAGCUCUUCCAAUUUAAACUACAGAGAACAUACUAGAGACAGUAAGGAGAAUUUUAAUGUUGAUAUUGGGUCUUAGCUGUUGAUAUGGAGACUCACUCAUUGGAGAAAUACAUAGAGUGGAUAUAUAUGUGAGGGUCUUAUUUUGUGUCAUUGAGCUUUCUAAAAUAUUGCUGGUGUUACAUAAACUUUGGAUUAGAAGGGAUAUGGAAUUUUUAGUAGAAUGUUUGGCAUUUUGUACAAGAUUGAGGCUUGUUGCAUAUAUAAGAGAGAUGGAAAUCGUUCAGAUGCUGUGGUUACAUUGUAAAGUUACAAUGCUUUCUGAAAUAUUAUUGUCCAGCCCGAGUCAGCAAUACUUUUAAUUAUUUGCGUUGAAUGGGUUACAUGAUAUUUGAAGGGAAUGAGCAAGUACUCAUGGAAAUAAUAGCAUGUAGCACUUUACAACUUUUCUAGGACAAAAUCAAGUUCUAACAUCUUAGCUAAUAAGUGUGGUUUGGACCUGUCUAGGUAGACAGGGAAUAUUUCCAUCACAUCACUAAUUGACUGGAACCGAAAACUGUGCUGGUAAAGCCUCUGCAGCCAACGACGGGAGUAACUAAAAUUACUUGCAGACUUUGAAGAGAUGUGAAAUGUAAAGAUUGAAAGAGAGCAAAAUUCUUCUUGCAACUAUCCUCAGCUUCUGAUCUUGAACUAGUAAUAUAUGGUAACUCCCUCCAAUGGAGCCUGCAUUUCACUCAGUUACUUAAUUAUGCCUUAAUUUGGAUACCCCUCUUAGAGGGGACACCCCUCCUGAGAGUAAAAGGGCUAACCCCUCAGAUGGAAGCGCCAUCAAAGAGUACCUUGUUUUAUGGUGGACACCUUUUCUGUACCCCCCCCCCCCCCCCCCC